UCGGCGGAAGUGCCCGCCUUGCUAAGCUUGGGUAGGAUGGCUGCAGGUCGGUUCCUUCUGCGUAGACUCCGAGCGUCUUUCCGUUCCCAGCCUCGGAACGCGCUCGUGGACGCACCACGCGCCAGGGGCUUGCACGACGGGGGCGGCCCCCGAAGGCUCUGCAUUGAAGGCAACAUCGCUGUGGGCAAAUCCACCUUUGUGAAGUUACUCACGAAAACUCACCCAGAGUGGCAAGUGGCUACAGAACCUAUAGCAACAUGGCAGAAUGUCCAGGCUGCUGGGACCCAAAAAGAUAGCACUUCCAGACGUCUUGGAAACUUGCUAGACAUGAUGUACCAGGAGCCAGCACGAUGGUCCUACACAUUUCAGACCCUCUCCUUCAUGAGCCGGCUGAAAGUGCAGUUGGAGCCCACCCCAGGGAGACUCCUGCAGGCAGACACGUCUGUGAGGGUCUUUGAGAGGUCUGUGUACAGUGACAGAGCCAGCUCCAUGGUGCCGCCCAGGCAAGCUCGAGGCCCACUCUCCCAAGGGCUGGGACAGCUGUCCAGCUCAUACCCAUCAGGACAGCUCCACUGUGUUGCUCUGGCAAGGCAAGGCCAGCUCUCCUGCUCUCAUGGCCUUGAGGACAGCUCUCCCAACUACUGCAGGUAUAUCUUUGCAAAGAAUCUGUUUGAAAAUGGCUCCCUCAGUGACGUCGAAUGGCGCAUCUAUCAGGACUGGCACUCCUUCCUCCUGCAGGAGUUUGAAGACCGGCUUUUGUUACAUGGCUUCAUCUACCUCCAGGCUUCUCCCCAGGUUUGCAUGGAAAGACUGUGUCAGAGGGGCAGAGAAGAAGAGAAAGGGAUUGAGCUGGCCUAUCUUAAACAGCUACAUGGGCAACAUGAAGACUGGUUUAUUAACAGGACUACCAAGCUCCACUUCGAGGCUCUGCGGCAUGUGCCGGUGCUGGUGUUGAACAUCAGUGAGGAUUUCUCUGAAAAUGCCGCCAAACAAGAAGAGCUCAUGGGGCAGGUAAACACCUUCAUGAGGAACCUGUAAGCAAUAGGUAGACAUCUUGACUGUGGUCUGGGCUCUGACUUUCAAUGUUGACCUGCCGUCCAUCCCAUUAUACACAUCUCCUCGACCCUCACGCACCUCUACACUUGGACGUGUGCUGUCUUCAUACUGCCUUUGCCUUUUUUUUUUUUUUUUAAAUCAUCUCAAGCACUUUAAAAAUAAAGCUGACUUUGCUAUUUUUCUAA
Rattus rattus (black rat) is the source of this 1241-nucleotide messenger RNA. It is a transcript of the gene Dguok, whose product is annotated as deoxyguanosine kinase. The record is from RefSeq and is a predicted model, not a curated record. Gene Ontology annotation, cellular component: mitochondrion; cytoplasm. Gene Ontology annotation, molecular function: deoxyguanosine kinase activity; ATP binding. The coding region runs from base 37 to 1038 and encodes 333 amino acids. The transcript has 8 exons. NCBI's taxonomy places the organism in Eukaryota, Metazoa, Chordata, Mammalia, Rodentia, Muridae. Gene Ontology annotation, biological process: nucleobase-containing compound metabolic process.